Eruca vesicaria subsp. sativa (arugula) is the source of this 4352-nucleotide messenger RNA. Lineage: Eukaryota; Viridiplantae; Streptophyta; Magnoliopsida; Brassicales; Brassicaceae. The record is from the annotation of a GenBank genome assembly.
UCGCUCGCGAAAAAGUUGACGAAACUCUCUUAACGGAGCCGCCUACCUUCGCCGUCGGCGAAGCUAUUUCAGGAUGAAGGAAGUUGGAGAUCAAAAGGAAAAGCCUGAUGGAUCUGCUGCGCGAACAAGACCAACAAGCGUUGAGGAGAUUAUGCAGAGGAGGAAGAGGAAAGAGUCUGUGGAUGCUCCCUUACUGGGUAAUGAUCUUGUUGACAAGGCUUCCGGCUAUCAUGAGUCCAGGAAAGUGAGUCGUGAAGAAAGAGGUAAGAAUAGUUCAAGAAAGAAAGAAGAUGCGAUUUCUAAUUCCAGGGAGGAAGGACAGGAUAAAUUGAGGAUAGAAGAGGCUUUGGGAGCUGUUCAGUUAGUGGGUAAUGAUGUUGUUGAGAAGAUUUCUGACUAUCAUGAAUCUGAUAGAUCGGAGAAACUGAGGCAUGGAGAGCUUGUUAAGGACAGUUCAAGAAAUAAAGAAGAGGCCAUUUCUAGCUCCAAAGAUGAAAAACUAGAUAACGAGGGCACUGUUGGAGUAGAUAAGGUACUGGAUAACGAUCUUGCUGAGAAGGUUUCUGACGAUCAUGCCUCUGGAAAAGGGAAUGAUAAGUCCAAGAAAGUAAGGCAUGAAGAACGUGUCAGGGACAGGUCAAGAAAGAGAGAAGAUGGCACCUCUAGUUCGAGGGAUGAAGGACUAGAUAAACCGAGGAAAGAGGAGCAUGUUGAGGCAACUCAGUUACUGGGUAAUAAUGUUGUUGAGAAGGUUUUGGACUAUCAUACGUCUGAAAAAGAGCUUGAAAAAUCUAAGAAAGUGAGUCGUGAAAGUGUAAAGGACAGCUCAAGAAAGAAAGAAGAUGCUAGUUCUAGUUCUAGAGAUGAAGGACUAGAUAAACCGAGGAAAGAGGUCCAUGUUGAAGCAGCUCAGUUACUGGGUAAUGAUCUUGUUGAGAAGGUUCCGGACUAUCAUGCAUCUGAAAAAGAGCUUGAAAGAUCCAAGAAAGUGAGUCGUGAAAGUGUCAAGGACAGCUCAAGAAAGAAAGAAGACGCUACUUCUAGUUCUAGGGAUGAAAGACUAGAUAAACCAAUGCUAAAGGACACUGUUGAUAAGGUUUCUGACUACCGUGCGUCCAGAAGAGAGCAUGACAGAUCCAAGAAAUUAAGACGUGAUGAACGCGUUAAGGACAGUUCAAAAAAGAAAGACACCUUAUCUAGUUCUAGAGAAGAAAAUUCAGUGAAAGAGGAUCCUAUAGGAGCAGCUCAAUUACUGAGUAACGAUCUUGUUGAGAAGGUUUCUGACUAUCAUGAGUCUAAAAGAGGGUAUCAUAGAUCUGAGAAACAGAGGCUUGAAGAACAUGAUAAGGACAGAUCAAGAAAGAAGGGGGAAGCCAUUUCUUGUUUUAGAGAAGAAAAACUAGAUAAACCAACAAAAGAGGAAGAGCCUGCUGGGAAUAGAAAACGGAAGGCAAAAGGAGAGGGUUCUACAUCUAAAGAAAAAAUAGUGGAAGAACAUAUUAAGGAUAGACGAAUAAAGAAAGAAGAAACUUAUUCUAGUUUUAGGGAGGAAAGACCAGAUAAAAAGAUGAAGAAGGAAGACCUUGCUGCAAACAGAAAAAUAAGGGUUGAAGAAGAAAUUACUACAACUGAAACGAAAACAAGGACAGAUAGAGAUGGGCGUGGUGUAGAUACCAAAAUGAAGGCAAACAGAGAAAGGCAUACUGAAAAGACAACUGAAAAGCAGAUUCAUCCACAGGAAACAGGCGGAGAACAAGGAAGAAAUGCUCUUGACAAAAUAGCUGGUAGUAGGAAGCGUCUUAGAAGUCUAGUGGUGGCAGACAUACCUCGAAAUGAAAAUAGUAUGAAACCUGACAGUGGAAACAAGAGAAAGAAUCAAAAUGGAGAUCAUAUGAAGAAUAGGGAGAGAAAUGAGUCGAGGAGGCAUGAUCCAGAAAAAGUUCACAGUGUUAAAGUUUCAGAGCGAUCGGAGAAAAGAGAACAGCCCAAAUCGGAUCAACGUGACAUGAGAGAGAGAAGGAGAUCAAGAAGUCGAGAUCAUGGGCAGGAUAGGCAGAAAAGGUCAUCUCCCUUACCAAAGGCUGAAAAGACUACAUCGCGUCAUAAAAGAGGCCAUGAGGAGCGCUCCGAAAAUGCUGUUAAGGAUAGGUCAGGAAAGCAUCACUUUAAUGAUAAUGAUAACAAGCCUAGACGGUAUAGUUCUUCCAAUAGUGAACUUGGUGGAUACUCACCACGGAAAAGAAGGGAGGAGGCCUCUGUCAAGGCUGCUUCUCCAUCUAACCUUUCUUCAGAGAAAAAGGGUGCUAAAUGGGAUUUUCCACCUCCUGUUGUGGCUGGCAUGUUCUCGAACUCAGGUUUUUCUGGUCUCCAACCAGCCACUCAGAUAGCAUAUCCUACCAUGAGCGAGGCUUCCUUGACGCUUUUGAAGCCACAUAUAGAGGCAUCUUUUAGGACGCCACCAGCAAGGCAGACCACUUCAAUUGAUUCUGUUCAACUGACCGAAUCCACCAGGCGUAUGAGGAGACUUUACGCAGAAAAUGUGCCAGAUUCGGCCUCUGAGAAGUCUCUGAUUGAAUGCUUCAAUGGCUAUAUGCUAUCUUCAGGCUCCAAUCACAUAAAAGGAAGCGAACCAUGUAUAAGUUGUAUUAUAAACAAGGAAAAAAAUCAGGCGCUAGUUGAGUUCCUUACACCACAGGAUGCUUCUGCUGCACUCUCCUUGGAUGGCUGCUCCUUUGCGGGUUCAAACCUCAAAAUUCGACGCCCUAAAGACUAUGUCGAGACAACAAGCGUUGAAUUGGAGAAAAAGGAGCCAGCCACAAAUGCACUAAGUGACAAUGUGGAGGACUCAUCGAACAAGAUCUUUAUUGGCGGAUUUCCAAAAGCAAUUUCAUCUGAAAUGCUAAAGGAGAUUGUGAGCGUCUUUGGACCUAUAAAAGCAUACCGGUUCGUGAUCAACAAUGAUCUCAGUCAGCGAUGCGCUUUCCUAGAGUACACUGAUGGAUCUGUUACCCCCAAAGCUUGUGCUGGCCUUAAUGGUAUGAAGUUAGGUGGCAGUGUAAUAACUGCCGUUUUAGCACUUCCUGAUGCAUCAUCUGUAGCGGCAACUGAGAAUCCACCAUUCUAUGGGAUACCAGAGCACGCAAAACCACUUCUUGGCAAGCCUAAGCAUAUCUUAAAGCUUAAGAACUUGGUUGCUCCAGAAGAUCUACCUUCGCUUUCCGAGCCAGAAGUGAAAGAAACUCUGGAGGAUGUACGUCUAGAAUGUGCCAGGUUUGGUGUUAUUAAGUCGAUAAACAUCGUGGGAUAUGAGAGCAAAGAUAUUAGUGGUUCCAAACCAGAUGCAUCUUUGAACCCAGAAUCUAAAGUAAUGAAUGUGUCAGUAAUACAGGAGAGAGAGGAGGUAUCCAAGAAAAUGGAUGACAGAGCAGACAAUGUGGAUAAUGGAGACGUUGUCAAAUCAGAGAGUUCGACGGGUGACAACGAGUUAUGUGAACCGUGCUCAGUUACUGCGCUUGAGACAAUCACUCAAGCAAAUGAAGAUCAGGACUCCACUGAACAAGGCAAUUGCGAAAAGCUUAUCGGGGAAAGUAAGGCAGCGAUUCCGCAAGAAGAAGUAGGAUCAGCUCGUACUCAAGAUGACGCAGAGAGUCCACAAGAAGUAGGAUCAGCCCGUGCUCAAGAUGGGCCAGAGAUUCCGCAAGAAGAAGAAUCAGCUCGUGCUUCUCAAGAUGAGCCAGAGAAUCCGCAAGGAGGAUCAGCACGUGCUGUCAAGACAAGAUGGGAUAGUGACGACAAGAUAGAGGAAGAACAAGACCCCAAGGUUGUGUUUGAGCCAGGCUGUAUCUUCAUAGAGUAUGGAAGACCAGAAGCAACACGCGUUGCAGCGCAUUCGUUGCACGGACGGCUCUACGACAACAGGAUUGUGAAAGCGGAAUACGUUUCUAAAGAGCUAUACAAAACCAGGUUCCCAGGUGGGUAAAGAAAGAAUCUUGACCCACUUCCCCCACACAAAAAAGUGACCAGUAAUCUUAUUCUUACUUAUCUUGACCACCUACAUACCGUUUCAAACCGGAGUCAAAGAAACUUACCGUUUGAAUGGCUUGACUCUUAUUUUGACAACUUAACAGUUGUUUUAAAACAUCUAUAUUUUAAAACCCUUGAAAAAAUCUAUUUAAAUAGUUCAGACUGAUCAGAUUGGGUUUUCGUCAUCACCAUCUUUGAUUAGAGGACACUUUGUUUGCUAUGUUUGCUUUCUUCCCAGUAAAAGUACACGGCAUACCUUGCGAGAGAGUAAAACUGUGUACAUGUCUUAGUUGUGUUGCAUAGUGUCUUGUACCGUAACACCUUUGUCA